CAGGGAAACCACCAGAGGAGGAUGCUGCAGGCAGCAUGCCACGCUGUGUGCAUGGAUGUCACGCUGUGUGCAUGGACAUCACUCUGUGCAGCAUGCCACACUGUGUGCAUGGAUGUCACGCUGUGUGCAGCACACCAUGCUGUGUGCAUGGACAUCACUCUGUGCAGCACGCCACACUGUGUGCAUGGAUGUCACGCUGUGUGCAGCACGCCACACUGUGUGCAUGGACGUUAUGCUGUGUGCAUGGACAUCACUCUGUGCAGCAUGCCACACUGUGUGCAUGGAUGUCAUGCUGUGUGCAUGGACAUCACUCUGUGCAGCACGCCACACUGUGUGCAUGGAUGUCACGCUGUGUGUAGCACGCCAUGCUGUGUGCAUGGAUGUCAUGCUGUGUGCAUGGACAUCACGCUGUGUGCAGCACACAACACUGUGUGCAUGGACAUCACACUGUGUGCAUGUACGUCACGAUGUGUGCAUGGACAUCACGCUGUGUGCAUGGACAUCACGCUGUGUGCAUGGACAUCAUGCUGUGUGCAGCACACCACACUGUGUGCAUGGACGUCACACUGUGUGCAUGGACAUCACACUGUGUGCAUGGACAUCAUGCUGUGUGCAGCACACCACACUGUGUGCAUGGACAUCACACUGUGUGCAUGGACGUCACGCUGUGUGCAUGGACAUCACACUGUGUGCAUGGACGUCACGCUGUGUGCAGCACACCACACUGUGUGCAUGGACGUCACGCUAUGUGCAGCACACCACACUGUGUGCAUGGACGUCACGCUAUGUGCAGCACGCCAUGCUGUGUGCAUGGACGUCAUGCUGUGUGCAUGGAUGUGCCUUUCUGGGAAGGUGGCAGUGUGCACAGAGCCUGCUUGUCCCUGUCGCAGGCUGCGGGGGUGGGCCUUGAGCCGGCCAAAACCCAGAGUUGGCUUAGUCUCCCAACCCCAUGCAGACCAGGCCACCCUCGUCUUCUACCAGAUGUAAAUUCCCUGUCAGCUUCACCAGAAUCAGCCUGGCUCAGCUUCUGCCCCACCAGGGCAGUGCAAGGCUCCCUCUGGGACUCCUACCAAGUCCCACCCAGGUGCAUUAGGGAAGCGAGGGUAGCAGGCUCCGUGUUGAAGGAAGUGGGUAGGUG
This is a messenger RNA of Nycticebus coucang (slow loris), 1138 nucleotides long. RefSeq names its product keratin-associated protein 9-1-like. The transcript is spliced from 2 exons. The coding region runs from base 22 to 987 and encodes 321 amino acids. The record is from RefSeq and is a predicted model, not a curated record. Lineage: Eukaryota; Metazoa; Chordata; Mammalia; Primates; Lorisidae.